Messenger RNA from Brassica napus (rape), 456 nucleotides. Its product is annotated as GDSL esterase/lipase At1g28590-like. The transcript has 3 exons. The record is from RefSeq and is a predicted model, not a curated record. The coding region runs from base 1 to 456 and encodes 151 amino acids. NCBI's taxonomy places the organism in Eukaryota, Viridiplantae, Streptophyta, Magnoliopsida, Brassicales, Brassicaceae.
AUGAAGAAGCUCGUGAUCUUCAUCUUAUCUACUCUGUUUCUCACCACCGCGAACUCUGAAACGCAGUGCCGGCGUUUCAAGUCGAUCAUCAGCUUCCGCGACUCCAUUGCCGACACAGGAAACUUGCUCGGCCUCUCUGAUCCUAACGAUCUUCCUCAUGUCGCGUUCCGUCCAUACGGAGACACAUUCUUCCACCAUCCCACGGGCCGUUUCUCAAACGGUCGCCUCAUCAUCGUACUUGUCCCCACUCUUCCAAUCGUUGCGCGCCACGUCGAUACGGACUCGGCGGCGUUGCCAAUCUUCAACCAAGCUGAGAUACUGAAUGAGUGGUUAAGCAAGAACGGGGUGUAUCCGGAUUUAACAGAGGCUUUUGAGGUUUGGUGUUACAGAUCAAAAGUGGCCAAGAGAAGAUUGGGUUUGCUAGGUGGAGAGGAAGAUGGGAAUGGCAUGUCUUAA